AAGAGCCAUGACAAGCAAAGAAACAUACUUGCCUGGAGAUAGCCUUUGCGAUAUUUAAAUGUAUGGGUUAAUUUUUUAUCCACUUUAAUAACCAUUUUAUUCCUCCUUCUACUUCUUUGCUUUCUCUUUCCACUCUGAAGCCGUGGGUACAGAAUCUCUGCAGGCAAGUUGCUCCAGAGCACAUUGCAGGACAAACCUGUAACGAAUAGUUACAUUCACGGCAUCUGGAUUCCUAAUCCUUUUCCGAAAUGGCAGGUGUGAAUGGCUGUAUAAAAUAUUCUAUGUUUACCUUCAACUUCUUGUUCUGGCUAUGUGGUAUCUUGAUCCUAGCAUUAUCAAUAUGGGUACGAGUAGGCAGUGACUCUCAAGGGAUUUUAAAUUCUACAAAUGUGGGCCCUAGCUCCCAUGUUGCUGCGGACAUAUUGAUUGCUGUAGGUGCCAUCAUCAUGAUUAUGGGAUUCCUGGGAUGCUGCGGUGCUAUAAAAGAAAGUCGCUGCAUGCUUCUGUUGUUUUUCAUAGGCUUGCUUCUGAUCCUGCUCCUGCAGGUGGCGGCGAGUAUCCUAGGAGCUCAUAAAUCUUUCAAUUUUCAGUCUGAUCACUUUAUCAAUGAAACCUCUCCAUAAAACACAGAGAUUUUGAGCACCACAGAGGAAAGUGCAAAACAAUUCCAGCAAGCCAUGGUUGAGGUUUCAAAAAGAGCCUUUAUCAAACAGUUUAAAUGCUGCGGUUUGAUCAAUGGAGCUGCUGAUUGGGGAAAUAAUUUUCAACAAGAACCCAAAUUAUGUAAAUGUCUAGAUACGCAGAGACCAUGCACCAACUAUAAUGAAAAACAAGUUUACGAAGAGCCCUGUAUUUCUACCAUAAGAGACUUAUUGGCGAAAAGUUUCAUAAUAGUUAUUGGAAUAGCAUUUGGACUGGCAGUUAUUGAGAUACUGGGUUUGGUGUUUUCUAUGGUCCUGUAUUGCCAGAUCGGGAGCAAAUGAAUCUGUGGAUGUGUCAAGCUAUCACCAGUAAAACCCCUUUAAAAUGUUACUUUGGCUUUGUAAAUUUAAAUAUGUAAGUGCUAUAUAAGUCAGGAGCAGCUGUCUUUUUAAAAUGUCUCAGCUAGCUAGACCACAGAUACCUUCUAGACAUAUUGAACAUAUUUAAGGUUUGAGAUCCCUUAAAUAUAAAUAUAAAAAUGAUAUGAAUGUAUAUUUUUACUCAAAAUAAAAGUAAUUGUUUACGUUGGUG
Molecule: messenger RNA, 1233 nt
Organism: Cercocebus atys (sooty mangabey)
Lineage: Eukaryota; Metazoa; Chordata; Mammalia; Primates; Cercopithecidae
Gene: TSPAN8
Product: tetraspanin 8
Exons: 8
Cellular component (GO): membrane
Source: RefSeq, a predicted model, not a curated record